UAUUUGUCUAUAAAUAUCAUCUGUCUCAGCAGUUCCAAAAUACGAAGUAUAACGAAGAAAGCAUGGCCAAUACUCCUCCGGCUACUAUGGACUCCUCCACCAUAUCUCCCAACGGCGACGGUAUGCCGGCGAACUCACCGAAGGGCGGGCAACAGUGCCUCUGCUCGCCGACGACCCACCAAGGAUCUUUCCGGUGUCGGCUUCACCGGUCGGCCACCACUUCAUCUUCAUGCUUUAAGACCUCAAACUCCAUGCCUGCAAAAGCGGCCAACAACGUGGAUUUGGGAUCUCUCUCCCAUGUUAGCUGAAUCCAUCCGAUCCAUCGAUAUAUAUUGUGGAUUCCUCUUCUCUUAUCCCAUCCCAACUUAUAUAUUCAAGUGUUGAAAUUUGUAUAUGGGUGUACGUAAUUUAAUGUAAUAUAAAUGUGUUCAUAUAGCUAGACGACUUCCUUAUUAUUUGGUUGUUAUAUUUAGAAUUUUUCUUACAGUUAUAUCAUUAAUUAAUGUAUGUAAUUGGUUAUUAAUAUUUAUUACGUAGUAUUAAAAUAUUAAAACUGUAA
Cuscuta epithymum is the source of this 559-nucleotide messenger RNA. Lineage: Eukaryota; Viridiplantae; Streptophyta; Magnoliopsida; Solanales; Convolvulaceae. The record is from the annotation of a GenBank genome assembly.